Messenger RNA from Trichobilharzia regenti, 2305 nucleotides. The record is from the annotation of a GenBank genome assembly. NCBI's taxonomy places the organism in Eukaryota, Metazoa, Platyhelminthes, Trematoda, Strigeidida, Schistosomatidae.
AUUGGCGCUUUAAUUGGAGGUAGCGAUGUAUUGUCACUGUCACUUCCGACUAGUUUUCUAAUGUAAUCGUGAUUAUUAUCUGGACUGUAUUUGUUGUACAUGUUUCGUGUGUUUAUUCUAGCCAGUAGCUCACGAUUGUUAUUCUGUCGUAUGUUUCAGCAGUCUAUUUUACCUAGUUCUUCCUGCCAACUUCCUGUUAUAGCUGUAUGCGGAGCUACUGGCACUGGAAAGUCAAAGUUAGCAAUAAGUCUCGCUAAUGUUUUCAAUGGUGAAGUCAUCAACUUUGAUGCACUGCAGUUGUAUAGGGGCCUCACAAUUGCAACAAAUAAAGUAUCACCUGCUGAAUGUCUGGGCAUCCCACACCAUCUUAUAGACAUUUUCCAUCCGGAAAAUGGACAGAAAUACGAUGUUCAUGCCUAUCGAGACAUCUGUCUGCCAGUGAUUGAGAAUGUGAGGAAUGCUAAGAAAAAGUUGGCUAUCCUUGCUGGUGGAACACACUAUUACUUAGAAGCUGUAUUAUGGAAAGAUUUUUUGGCUUCCAAGUAUACCGUGUCUGAUACUCGGGACAAAAUUAAAAGAGAAAUUUCAUUUGACGAUCCAAAGCAAUGUUAUGAUCUCUUGUACAAAUUGAGACCGAAUCUAGCAGCUCACCUGCAUCCAAAUAAUGUUCGUAAAGUAAAACGGGCUCUUCUGGAUGUUUUAUCAGAAAGCGAAGGUGAAUCGACCGACGAAAAUACUAAAAAAGAUGUUCCAAAUCGUUCUGUUAUACCACGAUAUCCUGGACAAUCUCUUAUACUGUGGUUAGAUUGUGCUUCUGAUGUCUUGAAUACUCAUUUAAAUAAACGAGUGGAUAUGAUGUUAGAAUCGGGAUUGAUUAGUGAAUUAGACUCAUUUCUUAAGGAAGCGAAACUGGCGAGUAUGUCUUCAACAUCAAAAUGUAUUGAAGCUGAAAUAACUGACAAUUGUGAUGACAACAAACAGAUUCGAGUGGAAAAGUUGAGAAAUAUGUUUUCUGAAGACUUGGAGACUGUUUCAGAUCCUUCAGUUCGUCGUGGUGUACUUCAGAGUAUUGGGUUUAAAGAGUUUUCAGACUAUUUGGCUUUGUUACCAAAUGAACGUGAUAGCCCAGAAGCGAAAGUUUUGUUGAAUCAAGCAGCAGAGAAUGUUAAAUCAUCAACUCGUCAGUAUGCACGCCGUCAGGUGAGCAGAUUUAUUUUUUGAUAUAUGCGUACUCAUCUGAUUUACUUGUUUUAAUAGACGAAGAUAUCCGUUUUUCGUUAGUGUUUUUUGUGGGUCUUAGUUUUUAUAUUUAAUGUUAAACUGAUUGAAACUGAAUUUUCAGCCUGGAAUGAUGCAUGAAAGUACAACAGUUCCAGUUGCCGCACUUCUUAAUCACUCGUAAAGGUGUAGGAAAAAAAGAAGAACAGAAAUGAUAAGAAACCGUAGUGAAUGGAAACUUACGUGGAAAGUGAUAAUCAAGUGGAGAAUAAUAAGAAUAUAAUGGAUUUUGGAGACCUUAAAGCAUGAGUGCACAUGCCUCACUGAGAGGGAUUUUGAGCCGUUUCACUACCAGUCUGCAGUUGUUGAUUCUUGGAGUCUCAAAGACCUCAGCCAGAAAGUUUACACCGAGAUGGUAUGGUGUGAGCGCCAAAGGAGCCCCACACUGUAAUUGAAAAACAAUAUAAAGCCAAAAGUUUCUUGGAUUAGAAAUCGGUUUCUAAGGCGACCUGUUGAAGGUAGUAUUCCUGUCUAUCGUAUAGACGUGACAACCUUUCUACAAUCUGGAUCAAUAGAUAUUUGGAAUAAUUCAAUUAUUGCUCCAGUUGUCCGAUUAAUCUGCAAUGAAUUAAAGAAAGUAGGUGAUUCUACCUUUGAAGCCUUGAAAAACACCGAUUUUCUACAAAGUUUCCUUGAUAUUUGUCCUGAAAAUUGUUGUCCUACACCAGAACCAUUUUCUCUGGUCAAGUCAGAUUAUUCUGCUACUCCGGAUGAUAUUCAAUCACCAUUCAUCUGUUCAGUAUGUUCAGGUCGAAUAUUUACACAAAGGGAUGACUGGGAAGCUCAUUUAAAAAGUAAAGGACAUCAGAAACGAACUGCUAAACAUCGUAAAAGAUUACUGAAAGAAAAAGCAAUGGGAACUUUGAAAUCAUAAUAUUGAAUAAUAUUUUAUUUAUUUAUUUUUUUGUAUGGGAUUUCCUUUGAAUGCAUUGUAUACUUACCUGCUUUGCAAUUAGAUUAUUUGUAUGUGUAUAUCUGAUUUUCAUUAUUAUUAUUCAAAAUGUAAAAUAAAGUAUUUCCCUUUUCA